Lobosporangium transversale is the source of this 2418-nucleotide messenger RNA. Its product is annotated as chitin synthase 2. Bases 1 to 2418 code for a protein of 805 amino acids. Gene Ontology annotation, molecular function: chitin synthase activity. The transcript is spliced from 5 exons. Gene Ontology annotation, cellular component: cell septum; cell periphery. The record is from RefSeq and is a predicted model, not a curated record. NCBI's taxonomy places the organism in Eukaryota, Fungi, Mortierellomycota, Mortierellomycetes, Mortierellales, Mortierellaceae.
AUGCUGGACCCAGCCCAUUCUCGUACGCAAUAUAUCGUUCCCGCUUCAAAUCUAACAUUAGGUCCAGGAGGAUUCGUCCCAACAAAUUUAUCGGCAGCAUCACCAGCUCCAGGCAAGCGACAUUAUGGACCAGCUCCUAUUACUCAACGCCGUCGAUUUCAUACUACCAAGAGGGUCAAGUUGACAUCUGGCAACUUGGUUUUAGACUGUCCAGUGCCAUCUAUGUUCUUAAAGACGCUGAAGUAUCAAGAAGGAGAGGAAUUUACUCAUAUGCGGUAUACGGCCGCUACCUGCGAUCCGGAUGAUUUUGCAGCGGAGAACUACACAUUACGGCCUUUAAUCAUAGAUGGUCUGCCGCGCGAAACAGAACUAUUUAUUGUCAUGACCAUGUAUAAUGAGGAUGAAGUAUUGUUUACGCGGACCAUGCAUGGCGUAAUGAAGAAUAUCCGCCAUCUAUCAACACGUGAUCGGUCACGAACAUGGGGAUCUGAUUCAUGGAAGAAAGUGGUAGUCUGUAUUGUAUCUGAUGGACGCUCAAAGGUCAAUCCAAAGACUUUGAAUGUGCUUGCAGCCAUGGGAGUCUAUCAGGACGGUGUAGCCAAAAACAUUGUGAAUGACAAGCCUGUUAAUGCACACAUAUAUGAAUAUACUACACAAGUAACCAUUGACUCCCAUAUGGACCGUUCAGGUCAUGAUAAAGGCUUUGUUCCAGUUCAGAUUCUGUUUUGCCUUAAAGAAAAGAAUGCCAAAAAGCUGAAUUCACAUCGAUGGUUCUUUAAUGCAUUUGGGAAAAUAUUGAAGCCCAACGUUUGUGUGCUACUAGAUGUAGGGACGCGACCUGGGUCAACCUCGAUUUAUCACCUCUGGAAGGCAUUUGAUCUUAAUUCGAACGUAGGGGGCGCCUGUGGAGAGAUUUGUGCCAUGUUGGGCCGUGGAGGCAGUCAAUUGCUCUCGCCUUUGGUUGCAUCUCAAAAUUUCGAAUAUAAAAUGUCCAACAUACUCGACAAACCAUUAGAAUCCGUUUUUGGAUACAUUUCAGUUUUGCCAGGGGCUUUUUCUGCAUACCGCUACCGUGCCUUGCUGAACGAUGCUACCGGUCAAGGACCUCUCGAGAAGUAUUUUUUGGGUGAAAAAUUUCACGGUUCAGAAGCCAAUAUUUUUACAGCUAAUAUGUAUCUGGCAGAAGAUCGAAUUCUAUGUUUUGAACUGGUUGCCAAGCGUAAUAGCGCUUGGGUGCUACAAUAUGUCAAGUCUGCUUAUGGGGAGACAGAUGUUCCAGGAACCGUCGCAGAGUUUAUUUCACAGCGCCGGCGAUGGUUAAACGGAUCAUUCUUUGCCUCAGUUUACGCAUUGACCCAUAGUAUGAAUAUCUGGCGCUCAGACCAUUCAACAACACGCAAGUUAUUCUUUCAUCUCGAGUUUUUUUACAGCUUUGUUUCUUUGGUCUUUUCGUGGUUCGCUUUGGGCAAUUUUUAUCUAACUUUCUAUAUUCUCGGUAGUGCCAUGGUAUACACACUUAAUGAAGAUGGUACUGUGGCACAGCCUAGCCCAUUUGGCGCCAACGAUGUUGGAUUUUGGGUCUUCACGGUCACACGUUACAUAUACAUUCUUUUGAUCAUCGUUCAAUUCAUCAUGAGCAUGGGUAACCGUCCACAAGGGUCAAACUGGGCAUAUAAGACCUCCAUGUGGUUCUUCGCAUUAUUGAUGGGAUACAUGCUCUUUGGAGCCGGAUAUACAACAAUUAGUGGAGUCAAUAAGGCACAUCGAGAUGCAGUGUUGCGGGAAAUGGAUCAUCAAUCUCUGGUAUCACUCUACUUCCAAGAUGCCAUUUUCCGAAAUACUGCUAUCUCCCUGACAUCAACCUAUGGACUGUACUUCGUUGCUAGCUUUUUAUUCCUAGAGCCAUGGCAUAUGUUCCAUUCGUUCAUUCAGUACCUGUUCAUGCUACCGUCCUAUGUCAAUAUCUUGAACGUUUAUGCGUUUUGCAACAUCCAUGAUAUCUCAUGGGGUACCAAGGGAGAUACAUCCGUUGCAACAGAUCUAGGAGUAGCCAAAAAAACUUCUGAAGGGGGUGUCGAAGUGUCGGUGCCGACCGAUAGCCACGAUAUCAACAAUGCAUAUGAUGAAGCAGUUGCAGCGCUAUCGACGAAGACUGUCGAGGUCAAGAAACGCCGAGAUGCGAAGACGAAACAAGAGGAUUAUUACCGUGAGAUCCGAACACGUGUUCUUCUUUCAUGGAUCAUGAGCAAUGCGAUAUUAGUGGCGUUAAUUACCUCGUCUGUGUUAGGAGACUUCAGGACAACGAGUACCAUCUAUCUUGGAAUAAUUCUCUGGUCUGUGGCCGGCCUUGCGCUGUUCAGGUUCUUUGGAAGCGUAACUUAUAUGAUUCUUCGGCUCUUUAAUAGCCGCAUUGUAUAG